Molecule: messenger RNA, 1079 nt
Organism: Drosophila ananassae
Lineage: Eukaryota; Metazoa; Arthropoda; Insecta; Diptera; Drosophilidae
Product: protein takeout
Exons: 4
Coding region: 48-794 (248 amino acids)
Source: RefSeq, a predicted model, not a curated record
UCGAAUUCAUGGGGAGCAUAGUCAAUAAUAGUAUUUGAAGUGCAAACAUGACCGGAGUUAUCCUCGCUAUCGUGCUGUGCCUCUCCGUGGCAGUAAAGGCUGAAUUUCCCGACGAUCCCAAGCCGUGCAAGUAUGGCGAUGGCGACUGCAUCGUAAAACUGGUAAACACAAUGUUCGAGGAGCGUUCCUCAGUGGCUGAUCCCAGCUUGAAUCUGAAGCAACUAGACCCCUUAAAGGUGGAAACAAUGACCAUAAGCCAAGGAGAAGACAAAAGUCCAGUGGCCAUCAACUUGAAGUUUACGAAUAACUUAUUGUAUGGCAUCAAAGGUUUAAGGUUCACCAAGGUUAAGGGCUUUGACAAGGAUCUUACCGCAGUGCAUGAAAUCAAGGGCGUCACCAAAGUGUUCUCCAUGGUAGGUCCUUACACGAUCAAUGGCAAAGUGUUGAUCCUGCCCAUAAGCGGAACUGGGCAAAGCAACAUAACGCUGGCCAACAUGAAAGCGAUCAUCAGAUUCUCCGGCAAAGCGGUGGAGAAAAACGGAGACACUUACCUGGAUGUCGAUGAUCUAAAACUUUCCAUCAAGCCGGAAACGAUACACUUCCACUUUGGAAAUCUCUUCAAUGGAGACAAGGCCCUGGGGGACAACAUGAACGUGUUUUUGAACGAAAAUUCGGAAGCCAUCUACAAGGAAACAGCUCCUGCCGUUGAAAAAGCAUUUGGGAACAAAUUCAUGGAAAUUGUAAAGGACGUAUUUUCCGCGCAUCCCUAUGCCAAGUUGUUUGCCCAGGAGUAGUAAUCAAAUUGGAUUCAAAAUCAUAGUAAGAUUUAAAUUACACUUCUAUUAAUCUGAAGCUUGUGAUUGUUACCUAUUAUCGGCCAGAAACUUGUUGAAAGUUUUCUAUGUGAUCAACUUUGAUGGAGCUCUUAAUGGGGUCCAAUUAUAUUAAUAGAACCGGAAAAAUGGAUACAAAUUUUAGUCGAUAAUUGCUACUCUAAUUCCCUACAGUGUAGUUAAUUUUAAUUUAAUCAAGAUCAGUGACUAACACUUAAAAAAUAAACCGUGAAAAAAUGUUCCAAA